AAGUUCCUGGAAAUGGUUCUUUGGUGCAGGACCGUGUUUAUGGGCGCGCACUGCCUUUACUGCCCCGCUAUCAACAGUGAUGGUCGGGCAACAUGUUUCACCGCCGACUGAUUCUCCAGACGCGAAGACCUGGGCUUUGAAAUGCAGAUCUCCUCGUCAUACAUUGACUAGCCGUCAUACAUCGGAGUCGUUUUGCGCGGAAUAGGAGACGUGUGUUUUACAGGGUCACCGUCGAGUCGCGCGUUGGAUGUGUGCGCCAAACCUACCACCUCCUUCCACCCGGACCGGGUCUGGCAACAUUCUACACCUUUUAUUCUAAUGCGGAAACUUGAAGAUACGAGGAAACACCAUGAGAGCAAACAUCUCCCCCAGGCACCGCUGAUCGUGUUUGCACACACACUGUGUCAACGUUUCAAGCAGAAGUUCAAAGCGUUUGGAGUCACCUGGCUGGUCAAGCGUCCGUCUGAUGUCCGUUCUGCUGGCCGGUUGCAGCUAGACAACAAGGUCGUUCCACCAAUGACCUGCCAGUCCUCCGAGCCUCCAGACGCCAUCCAGCAGCAUGACAGACGGGCGGACAGCGACCCGAGGGCUGGAGACUCCGACGAGAAUCGCAUCGCGUCGGCUAUGAAAGAUCUGAAGAACACAGGCUGGUACUGGGGCAGCCUCACGGCCCACGAGGCGAAGGAGAUCCUGCACGACUCCCCCGAGGGGACCUUCCUGGUGCGGGACAGCUCGCAGCGGGACUACCUGUUCACCAUCUCGGCCAUGACGUCGGCCGGCCCCACCAACCUGCGCAUCGAGUUCAAGGACGGCAAGUUCAAGCUGGACUCGGUGGUGCUGAUCAAGCCCAAGCUGCGUCAGUUCGACAGCGUGGUGCUGCUGGUGGAGCACUACGUCCAGCUGUCCCGCAACAGCUCCAAGGCCGGCGGGAAGGACGGCGCCAAGACGGGGGGCGGGGCGGCGGCGGCGGCGGUGGCGUCGGCGGCGGUGGGGUCGGCGGCGGCGGCGGCGGCGGACAACCCUCCGGCGGCGGCGGUGGCGUUGCCGCCGGCGGCGCCCAGCGGCACGGUCCAGCUGCUCCUGACCAAGCCGGUGUACACGGCGGCCCCUGCGCUGCAGCACCUCUGCCGCGUGUCCAUCAACCGGAGCGCCCGCAGCGUACGGGACCUCCCGCUGCCCAACCGGCUCAAGGACUACCUGACGGACUACGCCUACAACGUCUGACGGACGGACGGUUGGACGGACGGACGGACGGACGGCGGAGACUGUCCCCGCCUCGCGCAGACCCGGGGGAGAAGGGCGAUUGGUUAGGGCGGGCGUGCGUGCGCGUGCGUGACACGCAGGCGUGCGCACCCUUUGACCGCUGCUUUGAUCGCGAGGGGGGCUAGCACUUACAGACUCUGAGAAUGACCACUCAUCUUCAGGAGGAGGAGGAGGAGGAGGAGGAGGAGUGACGGGAGGCAGGCAGUACCGUCCCCCCUUUGAGACACUCCCGGUGGCGUCGUGGGCCCGGGGGGGUCUUUGACCUUUUGAGACUCGUCCCAAAGGAAUAUAAUUAGUAAGAGAAUGAUGACGAUAGAACGGGGGGGGGGGGGGGGGUCAUUCUUUCCUGGUGAGUCAUUACUGCGGUACCGGGGCUGCUCAGGUUAACCAUAGGGCGCGCGUGGGGCGUUUUUGCACACAUUAUGAGGUCUGUUCAUCGUGGCUUUCGGUGUCUCUGGAGAAAGGCGUCGAACACUGUUGGCAUUCUGUUUUUUUUGCUUUGAUAUUCCACGGUUUUUUUUCUUCUUCUUCAUCUUUUUCGGACUGUUUUCCACCCGACCCCGUCUCUCCUGCUUUUGUAUCGUAGGUUAACCAUUGAGGAACUUGGUGCUUUACUCGGUCAACAUUGUUUGAGGACGUCCAAAACACUAGACUAAAGAGAGCUCCGGUCUCCUCAGAAGGCCUCUGUUGCUACUGUACAAUCUCCCUCUGAGGAAUUUAUUUUCUCUUUCUUUUUCUUCCUCCUGUGUUUCUCAGAAGCGGAGACAUGAUACCGAGCGGUUCUAUUCAUACUCAUACUGGAGUAAUAUCCAUUAUGCUAGGCUGUACUUCCCAUCAGAUACAGCCAUUACAUGCAUUCCUUCUGCCCAUCAUUACAGAAUACGGAUUGAUACGUUGCGCUGACACCAGAUCUCCUGCUAGCCUGUCACAUUACCAACAGUUCCCCCGGGAUUGGAUCUGGGACCAAGACAUUUGGUAAUACACCAUGCAUACAAACGGACAGAAUUACGGCGGUCACAGUAUUGUGACUCACUUUGUUUUUCCUCUAUUGCUGAGGUCAGUUGCUAGGUGAUAUCUUAAUUGGAUAUGUCAGUUGUGAUCGCCUUGGACUAUUAUGAAAUUGUUUUUGUUAAGGCAAAAGAAAAUGCAAAUAUCGAAAAGAAAGAUAAUGUGUUGUUGGUUCAAAAGAAUAAACAGAUAGCUGCUGUUAAGACAAAGGAAGUACAU
This is a messenger RNA of Gadus morhua (Atlantic cod), 2490 nucleotides long. It is a transcript of the gene socs2, whose product is annotated as suppressor of cytokine signaling 2. The record is from RefSeq and is a predicted model, not a curated record. The coding region runs from base 319 to 1224 and encodes 301 amino acids. Lineage: Eukaryota; Metazoa; Chordata; Actinopteri; Gadiformes; Gadidae. Gene Ontology annotation, molecular function: 1-phosphatidylinositol-3-kinase regulator activity. The transcript has 3 exons. Gene Ontology annotation, cellular component: phosphatidylinositol 3-kinase complex. Gene Ontology annotation, biological process: phosphatidylinositol phosphate biosynthetic process; intracellular signal transduction.